Carassius carassius (crucian carp) is the source of this 5312-nucleotide messenger RNA. It is a transcript of the gene kdm7ab, whose product is annotated as lysine (K)-specific demethylase 7Ab. Gene Ontology annotation, molecular function: histone demethylase activity; transcription coregulator activity. Lineage: Eukaryota; Metazoa; Chordata; Actinopteri; Cypriniformes; Cyprinidae. Bases 37 to 2730 code for a protein of 897 amino acids. The transcript has 20 exons. The record is from RefSeq and is a predicted model, not a curated record. Gene Ontology annotation, biological process: protein demethylation; regulation of transcription by RNA polymerase II.
CUCGGCUGCGUGCGUUGUUUGGGGACAGUCCCGAAGAUGGCGACGGCCCAGCUGUACUGCGUCUGCCGGCAGCCAUACGAUGUGAGCCGGUUCAUGAUAGAAUGCGAUAUUUGUAAGGACUGGUUUCACGGCAGCUGUGUUGAGGUAGAAGAGCACUAUGCAGUGGACAUUGAUGUUUACCACUGUCCCAACUGUGAUGUCCACCAUGGACCCUCUCUGAUGAAGAAGCGAAGAAACUGGCACAGACACGACUACACAGAGCCAGAUGAUGGCAGCAAGCCAGUCCAGGCUGGCACCUCUGUGUUUGUGCACAAGCUGCAGGCCAGGACCUUCCCCAGUGGAGAUGAGAUCUUGCAGCAAAUGCAUGGCAGUCAGGUCACCCAGAGAUAUCUGGAAAGGCAUGGCUUCCGCUAUCCCAUCGCUGUAUACAAAAUGGAAGAGCUCGGCCUUCGUUUACCUCCACCGGUUUUCUCUGUCAAGGAUGUUGAGCGCUAUGUCGGAGGCGACAAAGUGAUUGAUGUCAUCGAUGUGGCCAGGCAAGCGGACAGCAAGAUGAAACUGAGUGUGUUUGUGAAGUAUUACUACAGCCCUCAGCGGCCCAAAGUCCUCAACGUCAUCAGUCUCGAGUUUUCAGACACCAAGAUGUCAGAGCUGGUGGUGGUUCCUGAUAUUGCUCAGAAGAUGUCUUGGGUGGAGAACUACUGGCCUGAUGACUCUUACUUCCCCAAGCCCUUUGUGCAGAAGUACUGCUUAAUGGGUGUGAAGGACAGUUAUACCGACUUCCAUAUUGAUUUUGGGGGCACAUCUGUGUGGUACCACGUCCUGUGGGGGGAGAAGGUUUUUUACUUGAUAAAGCCAACCCCAGCCAACCUUGCACUAUAUGAGGAGUGGAGCUCGUCUCCAAACCAGAGUGAAGUGUUCUUCGGGGAGAAAGUGGACAAGUGCUACAAGUGUGUCGUGCAGCAGGGAACUACUCUCCUGAUCCCGACAGGAUGGAUCCAUGCGGUUCUCACCUCUCAGGAUUGCAUGGCUUUCGGAGGAAACUUCCUCCACAACCUCAACAUAGGCAUGCAGCUCAGGUGCUAUGAGAUGGAGCGGCGACUGAAGACUCCAGACCUCUUUAAGUUUCCUUAUUUUGAGGCCAUUUGUUGGUAUGUAGCGAAAAAUCUGCUGGAGACUCUCAAAGAGUACCGGGAAGAUAACUGCCUGCCUCCAGAAUACCUGAUCAAGGGAGUGAAAGCUUUGAUUACUGCACUGAGUAACUGGCUAAAGAGAGAGGUCACAGAGCCAGCCAGCGAGGUCCCUGACCAUAUCAGACCCAGCCAUCUGAUUAAAAUGCUCACCAAGGAAAUCCAGUACCUUGAGGAUUAUCAGAAUGGGAAUUGCGGAAGCAAGCUAAUGAAAUCUCAAGGACUCUCUGCGUGUCCUUCCACGAGGUGGGCACAUGAGAGAGGUUCUCACGCACGCAGGACAGCCAGACGUCUUCGUGACCAGCACCAUCAUCACUCUCACAGCCCUAAAGCUCCCUCCAACCUCGACAUCUUUGAGCAGCACACCCAGGAAGUCUUAAAAAGACUUGAAAUGGGUCCCAAUGAGGAGGAUGCCUCCUUGAACCUGAAGUUCAACAAGGUCUCCACGGCCUCAGCUGCAGUGGCAGAGCGGAGUUUGGAUAACGACCUGCGUCUGGUGCUGUGUAACGGACGUAUAAUCAGAGAUAACAGGCAGCAUGUUGGAGAGAAAAGACCAAGGAUAAAUGAAGACGAAGGCUCCAGAGAUGUGAAGAUGGAUUCACUCAAGAUUAAACUAGUACCUAAAGAGGAAGAACAGGAAGUGGAUAUUCACAUCAAAGAGGAGGAUAAGCAGCAUCAUGUAGCCAGAGACAUAAAGACCUUCGCAGAUUUUAAUAAGCAAGAGAGCUCAGAUCUCAGGAGCAGAGAACUAGUGCUUUCAGACAUCUCUUCGGACUCUGAAUCAGAUGCGGAGUACACUACACAGAAAAAGAACUGCACUGAGGGAGAAUCUGAAAGCUCUUCAGAGGAAGAGGAAGAUGAAAAGAUUAGGAGGAGUGGAGACGACCAGAGUAAGACCAAAAGUUGCUCUGGCUACACAAUGGAUACACAUCAGUCCAGGCAAAACCUUGACACUUUUGAAAAUUGUCUUAAAAGUGAAUCUGCUACCUCGCCAAGCACUGAAGAGGAUGCUAUCCAGGGAAUGCUGUCUAUGGCAGGACUCUUGUAUUCUCACCCGUCAGAAGAUCCCAGCAGUUCACAGGAAUCCUGGUGGUCCCGAACCAACCGUCCCUCCCCUGACUACAAUAGAAAGGAGGUUGCAUCAGGAGAGGAGAACCAGGAUUCAGACAGCAAUUCAUCACAGGAGGAGGGCUUUCGGGAGCGUGAUUCAGAAGGAGAACGUCACGCCAAACUCAAGCAUAGGAUCCAGGAACACAAGAACUUCAUGGACAGCCAGGGCAGCGGCAGCAACAGCAGCAGCGAGGCGUGGAGCAGUCACACACACUCCCCAGCCCAUGGGGAAAGCCCCACUUUGAGCUACCAAUACUGUGAAACGUCCCUAUCGCCACCUCUGCACCCGUCCAAGAGACCUGCUCCAAAUCCUCCACCAAUCAGCAAUCAGGCCACCAAAGGGAAACGUCCGAAGAAAGGUAUGGCUACAGCGAAGCAGCGUCUGGGUAAGAUUCUCAAACUGAGCAGACACAAACCCUUCUUUGUGUAGGUCCAGAUAUGGCAGCCACCGCUUGCAGAAGAUUUGGGAUGCUGAGCGUGCGUGUUAAAGGUGACGGGGCAUAAAAUGUGUUUGGUUGAACACACUAGCUCAAAAUCAUGGUAUUGGCUACCAAUCAACCCCAAGCGGAGGAAUCAUGUGACUAAACACUUCACUCAACUCAACAUGGUUUCCUAGUUUUGCUAAUAUGCAUCCAAAGAAACAAGGCGACUGAAAGGAAAUAAGACUGAAAACAUCACUUUUUAAGGCUUUCAGUUCUCAACGUUGACAUCCAAAAUCAGGUUUACUCCACAAAAGCAAAGACUAGCAUGCUGCCUCCCACAACUAAAACGCAUCACUUUGAGGAUGCACAUUUUAAGAAAGAGUGAUGAACUGAUUUCAUAAAGGUGCUUGACUUUUUUUUUGGUCUUCUCAUUUUGUGAUUGCAACCUACUUUUCCUAGCACAUUCCUCCACUGAAGAAAAUUUGCAUUAACUGCCUCAAGACAAAAUUCACCCAGGAUGACGGCUUGAACUACCUGACAGUCAAAAUCUUCUCACAUUUUGUGAGAAAUUAAAGAAAAGAAAAACGUUUGUAUUCAUCUUGUCAUGUUUUCUAUAGCUCGCUGAGGAGCACUGGGUAGUUUUUAGCUAUAUUUGGUCUUCUGUUGCCACCUAGUGGGCUUCCGGACACUGACUUUAAAGGUGCUUGAAGGUAGCAUUCAAAUGAGGCAAGAGACGUUUUCCCUUUAUUUAUUCCUUUAUCUUGGUGCUUGAUUUUUAUUUUCUAUACUGUUAUUAAAUUACGUAUUUAUUACUGAUGAAAGAGAACAAUUUAUUUCACUGGGGAGGUUUGCUAUUCUUUGGGCUAAUAAUAUGCAUCUGUUUUGAAACAUGUUUAGAUAUUUGUCGCCAAUUUGUGCAAAGGUUUAGCUGUUUUUCCAAAGUGUCAUCCAUAUCUGUAUUGCAUUGUGGAAAAGAACAAACAUGUUGUGUAAUAAGAAGCUAAUAUUUCAUCAAAAUACAGGCCCAGAUAGUCCCAUUAUAAUAAAAUCUUUCGUUUUUACCUUCAAUAUGUUUUUGUUUGGGGGAGGGCUGGUUUUUACUGUUAUUCUAAGGAUCUGGUUUCAGAAACGUGUUGUUUCCAUAAGUAUACAUUCCAGCCGCCUCAUCAAAUUCAGAAACACUGUUUGAACUGGUGCUGUGUAUAGUGAGACGUUUAAGAUGGCCAAGGAGAAUUUUGACCUUUUUUUUUUUUUUUUUUUACAUUGCAAUGUAUUUGGCUACUCGUCUUUUUUUUUUAUUAUUUUUUUUUUUUUUACAAAGAAUGGAAAAAGAGUAUUUAUUUUUGUAAAGUGAAUCUUAAGAGAGAAAUUUUUGCAGUUGUACCAACACGGUGUAUUGAAAUACGGUGCGUUUUGUAAGAUAUAUGUGUGCUUUUGAGGUAGUUUACUCUGGUUUUGUGUGAAAGACCUCAGGUAAUUGUUUGAGCUCAAGGUUUUGGAUUCCUUCUGAUGAAUGCCAAAUAAUAUAAUCAAGUCAGGUCAUGCUUUUGAAUUUUGGUGCCCAGGCAGCAAAAAGAGCUGUUUUAUCUAACCUAAUAUAACAUUUCUUAGUAAUUAUCCCCAUGAAAAAAAAAAAGUUCUUCUUUUGUAUUUCCAUGUUUGUUCUCUUUUAAAACAUUUAUAGAAACUCCAACAUAAAUUACAAAGCUCUUCAGGCAAAACGCACAUUAUUCCAUAAGCUUCCAGGAACUUUCAUGACGGAUUUCAUCGACUCGGACGACUUGCUGAGGUACAAGUACAGCAGCUCAGGGCUCACACACGGACUGUUUUUUCUGAUGGACAGCUUUGAUACUAAUUAUUCAAAGGGCUUAAGUCAACCCAAAGGUGCGCAGAAGGAACAGGUCAUUACAACCAGCACAGUAUUGUUACUGUAUUUCAUCUUCCAAGGUUUUUUUAUGAUGGUGUAUUGUGGACUAAGAUACUCAAGCAUUUUGUUUUGAUCCAUUUCGAAGACAAAAACCACAAUGCCAUUAAUUUAACACCUUUUGUUUUUUUCUUUAGAUCCUAGUUCUAGUGCUUUUUGUCAGAUCAGGAUUUGGGCAUGUGUUGCAGUCAGAACUUUGAGAUGCGUGUUGUUAUUUUUCUUUAGGUUUGGAGGAGCAGCUUCUGUGUCUGUCAAAAAAAAAAUGCUGCACUGCACUUAACAUGUCCUGCAUUUGCUAUGUUACACUACGUUGUUUUUUUGUUUUGUUUUUUUGUUACUGUUUAACACAAAUAUGUAAAUGUGUUUGAUAAACGUCAAAAACAUUGCUGGCCUGCAGGCAGGGUUUGUACCAUGCAGUAAUUGUUGUACAGUAUUUAUUUGGCAUUCUCUGUUGUGUUUUCAAUUUUCUGGUCUUGCAGUCAGUUACGUGUUUGUUUAUGGCAUCUCCUCUCACAUUUUCAGUGCGUUCAAAUGUUUGAAAUUUUAAUAUGGUUGUAUCAUUUUGUUGAAUAUUUUGUGACACUGUAAUCCACAGCUAAGGCUCUUGAAAUUGAGAUUUUCAGUUGUACAAUGUGGCCUGUACAUAAUAAAAAUUCUACGAGUGAA